UCUCAGUUUGCUCUCUCUCCACAUCUCCGUUUCUUCCUCUCCCUCUAUCGGUUUCUCUUCUUUUUCCUCUACCUCUCUAUUUCUUCUUUGCCCAACAUCCAGAAAUCAUUUCUUCCAGCCGAACUCUCUCUCUUAUUCUCUGUGAAUCUUGCUUCCCAAGCCCCACAUCAGCUUAUCCAUCACUCGGCAGUAACCCCGGUUACAAGGGAUCAUCGAACUCUACCCUCUCACGCCGAAACCAAACACCCAGUGGCCACCGCUUGAAGACCCAAUACCAACAAAUUAACCCAGCCACCGUGAUCUGCCCCCCGGACUAGCCCAACCACUGUAAAACAACCCCCGUCUUAGCCACACGUUCAACCCAACCACCGUUGCACCGUAGCCUUUCCCUCCACCGUAAACGACCAUCACCAAAGCCCAAAGCCGCACCGUGCGUUACCACCUCCUUCACAACCUCAGCCGCAGCAACAAGCCGUUACCGUGAGAACGUUCCGCUCACAGAGCACUGCCCAAGAAAGCAAGAACCCACGUCCCUCCAUUGGCAGCCACCGUUUCUCGCUGGAAACGGCCACAAGACAAGGCCGCAGCUUGGACGUCGUGCUACUCCCGGGACCACCGUACCUCCACCGCCACGCAGCGGAGUCCACGGCCAACAGGAAGGCCCGUCAUCCCAGAUUCGCUUAUCUCCUCCCUCUCUGUCGCGAGUUGCACUCUCUCUGGUAGAUUGUUUGAGAGAGAUGGAAGUUGGUAGUCCCAUGGAACAAGAAAGGUCAAGAAAGGCAAAUCAUGUAGAUCAAGAAAUAUUAGAAGAACAAAAAGAUGACAUACUCAAAAGUAAGAACGACAUGCUAUCUCACAAAAAGCUGGCUCUUCGUGAUUCUUUCGAUUUAGAGGCAAGUAGAUUCACCACAAACCAAGGCUUGUCUCAGGUUGAAGAUUGGAAAACAAUAAUGAAGUUAGCAUUUCAGAGCAUUGGUGUUGUGUAUGGUGAUUUGGGCACUUCGCCUUUGUAUGUGUUGCCGGGAAUUUUCCCUACUGGGAUUAAGCACAAUGAUGACAUAUUUGGGGUGUUGUCUCUCAUCUUUUACUCACUUAUGUUAAUCACUUUGAUAAAGUACGUUUUCAUUGUGUUAGCGGCGAACAAUAACGGUGAUGGAGGAACUUUUGCUCUGUAUUCUCUCUUGUGUCGCCAUGCCAAGGCAAGCUUGACACCUAACCAGCAAGCUGAAGACAAAGAAGUGUCCAACUACCGACUAGAUGUGCCAAAUCGACGGCUCAAGAGGGCAUCCUUUGUGAAAUCCAUGCUUGAAAAUAGCCAAACAAUAAAGUUCUUCAUAUUGUUCAUAACCAUGCUUGGCACUUCCAUGGUUCUUGGAGAUGGAAUCCUUACACCAUGCAUUUCAGUAUUGUCAGCGGUGGGAGGAGUUAAGGAAGCUGCUAGUGGUCUGACUGAUAAUAUGAUCAUGUGGAUUUCAGUGGGAAUCUUGAUUGUUUUGUUCCAAGUUCAAAGGUUUGGGACAGAUAAAAUUGGAUACAGUUUUGCUCCAAUACUCACAAUUUGGUUUAUUUUCAUUGGAAGUAUUGGCUUGUACAACUUCUUUAAGUACGAUCCAGGUGUUAUAAAGGCAAUUAAUCCAAUGUAUAUCAUUCAAUACUUCAAGAGGAAUAAGAAGGAUGCAUGGAUUUCUCUUGGAGGCGUCAUCCUAUGCCUAACAGGUUCUGAAGCCCUCUUUGCUGAUCUUGGUCACUUCAGUGUUCGCUCAAUUCAGAUAAGCUCAUGCACUAUAGUUUUUCCAUCUGUUGUUUUUGCCUACUUUGGCCAAGCUUCCUAUCUCCGCCAACAUAGUCAAGAUGCUAGCAAUGCCUUCUAUAGCUCAGUUCCAAAAUCAAUAUACUGGCCAAUGUUUGUUGUCGCUGUAAUGGCAGCCAUCAUUGCUAGUCAGUCCUUGAUCUCAGCUUCCUUCUCCAUCAUCCAACAGUCAUUAGCGUUGGGUUGUUUCCCACGGGUUAAGGUAGUGCACACUUCAUCUAAAUACAAAGGACAAGUCUAUGUACCCGAGAUCAACACCAUUCUCAUGUUGGCUUGUGUGGGUGUCACUCUUGGUUUCAAAAACACAUUGAAGAUUGGUAACGCUUAUGGAAUUGUUGUGGCAUUUGUAUAUACAAUCACAUCUGCAUUUCUUGUCCUUGUGAUGGUAAUGAUAUGGAAGACACACAUAUGCUUGAUAGUCAUCUAUGCCCUAUCUAUAUGGCUCUUGGAACUCCUAUUCUUGAGCUCAGUUCUCUACAAAUUUAUGGAUGGAGGGUAUCUUCCUUUGUUAUUUGCCAUGGUUACGAUGACAAUUAUGUAUUUAUGGAAUUAUGGCUAUCGCAAGAAGUACAUUUAUGAGCUUGAUAACAAAGUUUCUCCGGUAAAAUUAGUUGAGAUAGCUUCUGAUACUAGCAUCCACUGGAUCCCAGGUCUUGCAUUGUUUUACACUGAGCUUGUCCAAGGCAUUUCUCCAAUCUUCACACAUUAUGUAGCCAAUGUCCCAGCUCUUCACUCAGUUCUUGUCUUUAUCUCGAUCAAAUCCCUACCUAUUUGCACAGUGCCUCUGGAAGAUCGAUUUUUGUUUAAAAGAGUGGAGCCUCGUGAGCUGAGCAUUUUUCGAUGUAUUGUGCGGUAUGGAUACAAGGAUGCAAGAACAGAGUGGGAGUUUUUUAAGGAGAUGUUGACAAUUCAGUUGAAGGAUUUCAUAAGAAAAGAUGUGUUCAUGUCUAGGCUGCCACACACUACAAAUAUGGCUUCACACGAAUCAGAUGAUAACGAAGUUUCAAGGCUGAGAAUUGAAGAGAUAGCUCAAAGGGAGGUAGAGAAAGUGGAUGAAGCUUUGAAUGUUGGGGAUAUUGUUCAUCUUAUGGGUGAAAAUGAGGUGGUUGCUUCAAAGGGUUCAAGCUUCUUGAAGAAAUUAGUUAUAAACUAUGCCUAUAAUUGGUUGCGAAAAAGUGUAAGGCAAGUUGAUGAAGUUUUUAUGAUUCCUCGCAAGCGACUUCUCAAAGUGGGGAUGACUUAUGAUGUCUAAUAUUAGAGUUUUGAUCAAUUCAAUGUGGUUUUUUUCCUUCUAUUUUGUUAAUUAGACUUCUCAUGUGAAGGAUAU
This is a messenger RNA of Carya illinoinensis, 3137 nucleotides long. RefSeq names its product potassium transporter 5-like. The coding region runs from base 738 to 3062 and encodes 774 amino acids. The record is from RefSeq and is a predicted model, not a curated record. The transcript is spliced from 9 exons. Lineage: Eukaryota; Viridiplantae; Streptophyta; Magnoliopsida; Fagales; Juglandaceae. Gene Ontology annotation, molecular function: potassium ion transmembrane transporter activity. Gene Ontology annotation, cellular component: membrane. Gene Ontology annotation, biological process: potassium ion transmembrane transport.